Molecule: messenger RNA, 2143 nt
Organism: Paramisgurnus dabryanus
Lineage: Eukaryota; Metazoa; Chordata; Actinopteri; Cypriniformes; Cobitidae
Gene: cmasa
Product: cytidine monophosphate N-acetylneuraminic acid synthetase a
Molecular function (GO): N-acylneuraminate cytidylyltransferase activity
Source: RefSeq, a predicted model, not a curated record
CGGAAACUGUUUGAACUCAGCCAAACUGGGGUCGAGGGAGCCAUCGCAUUCCUGCAACUGUACUGCGGGGAGGGAAGGCGAGGCACGAGCGGUGAGAAUACACAGAUGAAUCCCUCCCUCGUAUUCUAAUAGGUUGGCGCUACGAUGCGUAAAAAGGUAAAUAGGAUGCAUAGAUAGGAACAAUUGAGAAACACCCAACCUACUUAAAUUCAUAACCCGAUUGGUCCUCGCAGCGCCACACGGAUUCGAACGCUUGAUGACGUGUUCGAGGAAUCUGAUUCAUAUCGAAGUCCAUUGAAUCUACGAAAGUCAUCGUGUAACCUGUGUUUGGAUUGUUGAAGCACAACAUCUGGAUUUUAUAUGCAAGGACCCACAGAAUUGUGACAGAAAUGGCACCUAAAAAACGAGCGAUUAAACCACCAACGAACGGCCUCACGGAUGGUGUCUGCAAAAAGCGAAGAAAAUACAAUCAUAUAGCUGCUCUUAUCCUCGCCCGAGGGGGGAGUAAAGGAAUCCCUUUAAAGAAUAUUAAGAAGUUGGCAGGUGUUCCUCUGAUCGGAUGGGUCAUCAGAGCAGCUUUCGACUCUGGUGUUUUUGAAAGUGUUUGGGUGUCAACGGAUCAUGAUGACAUUGCGGACGUAGCAAAAAAUUUGGGUGCCAAGGUGCACAGAAGGAGUCCAGAAGUCUCCAAGGACUCAUCUACCUCACUGGAAACCAUACAGGAAUUUGUCAGACAAAACUCAGAUGUUGAUGUCAUUUGUAACAUCCAGGCAACUUCUCCAUGCCUGCACCCAUACCAUCUACAGGAGGCUCUGGAACUCAUAACCCAAAAACAGUUUGACUCUGUCUUCUCUGUGGUCCGUCGACACCAUUUUCGUUGGCGUGAAGUCAAAAAAGGGACCUGUACUUUUCCUGAAAACCUCGACCCAGCCAAUAGAAAACGCCGUCAGGACUGGGAUGGAGAACUGUGUGAAAACGGCUCAUUUUACUUUGCAACUAAAAACCUCAUUGAUAAAGGACUUCUUCAGGGUGGAAAUACUGCAUACUAUGAGAUGAAGCCCGAGUACAGUGUGGAUAUUGAUGUAGACAUAGACUGGCCUGUAGCUGAGCAAAGAGUGCUGAGAUUUGGGUACUUUGGUAAGGACAAUCCAAAGGAUGUAAAGCUCCUGGUGUGCAAUGUGAUGGGAUGUCUGACAGACGGUCAAAUCUGCCUUUCGGUGGAUAAAGAGGAAAUGUUGUCCUUCAAUUGCAGAGACCGGGCCGGCAUCCACAUUCUGAAAAGAAAGGGGGUGGAGGUUAUUCUAAUGCUCUCCAGUGAAGACCUAAUCCCAGAAGCCCUAGCUGACAAACUCGCUAAGAGAAUGAACUGUUUAGUUUUGCAAGGAGUGGAUGAUAAACAAACAGAGGUGGAGAAAAUUAUGGAGAAGAGAGGUCUGCAGUGGAAGCAGGUGGCUUAUUUGGGUAACGACGAGCCAGACAUAGAUUGUCUAAACCUGGCAGGGUUAAGUGCAGUACCCAGUGAUGCCCCAGUGGUGGCGCUCUAUGCUGCAAAGUACACCUGCCACAGCUCAGCGGGUCAUGGGGCCGUGAGAGAGUUUGCCAAGUACAUCCUGGAACUGAAAAUGAAGGACAAUUCUUAGAGACAACUUUGUUUCUUUGUCUGUUUUGCUGGAUUAUAUAUGCAAAUUAUUUAAAAAAUGUUACAUUGAUUAUGCUCUCAUCUUAGAAUUUAAAUAAUUUAAAAAAAUCCAAUGGUGAAGGACAUUUUGAACAGCUAGACGAGGGUUUACAAAACUGGUGAACAACUGGUGGCUGGCGGUGCAUUGAAGGGGGUUUGUGAGUUAACAAAAAAAAAUAAUAAUAAAAUAUAUUAUUGUUAGUUUUUUUUUUAAGAUAUUUAAUCUUUCUUUUUCUUUUUAUGAUUUAAUUGUAAUUGAUUGUAAUUGUAAUUGAGGCAUGUCAUGUGACAAUCGUACACUACUACAAUAUUUCAGUAACCACUACAAUAAUACACCACACACGACAAUACAUCAAACUAACAACUGAUGCAAAAUGGACAGACAGGCUUUAUGUACCAAAGAAGGAAAAUUGCCAAAUGAAGAUAGACUUUAAAAUGUAUGAAAAUAAAUGUUUUUAAAGUUAA